AUGUCGCCUUCUCUCCCCACAGAACUCCUGCACCACAUCGCCGAAUACAACCACGCCGACAGGGAUUUCCUCUUGAACUGCUCCCUUGUGCACAGUGCUUUCACCGCUUUAUGCCAGAAACACCUGUUCUCUGCCCCAGCGUUCAUACUGGUGUUUCAAUUCCCGAAAGGAAAGGAGCCUACGUUCUACUCGAGGUCUCAGUGGAAGGGCACAACGCAAUCGUUCGAGGAAGGGGCGACGUACGAGACUAGCCGUGCGCCGCCAAGCGACUUGGACGGGCAGGCGUUUGCGCUGGACAGAGGACCUCUGCAAAGCCUCAUGGAUGCACUGAAAGGGGAUAGCGGGGACCGCUUACGCUCACACAUCACCUCCUUCUCCAUCACACUCGCACCAGAGAUUCAACGCCCCAAGGCUGGUGGCAGCUACUACAUCAUCCCCCAGCCUGAGAUAUCCGAAGGAUCCACCGGCUUGGACUCAGUCCCAAACUACUUCAACACCGCGUUCAGCGCCCUCAUUCCCCUCCUCCAGCUCCUAACUUUCCUGCGAUCGUUCUCUAUCAGCAGUCGGUUUCAUGGGUUACUCCCGAUCGGGCAGGUGGACAUUACGUCCCUGUUCCAAGCUCUUUCUCCUAUGCCGCUGGAUAGUUUAUCGAUCAUUGAUGUGGACGGUAUCCUCCCUCUCCCGACCUUCUGCCGCUUGAAGCACCUACAUAUAGAAGAGGGAACCAUCAUCGUCGACAACGUUAACCUCCAACCUGCCGACUCCUCUUCGCAUGUAAACUCUGACCUUGACCCCGAGCAACCAGCCAACACGGCUCUUGAAUCCCUCUCCCUCAUCCUUGAGCGCACCUCUGGCAUGCGCCGUACCCCACCAAUCAUGUUCCGCAGUCUUCUUCUCCAAGGCUCAGUACUAGUGGGAAAUGUUAGGAUAGGGUCGACGAUCUCCCUCCCACACCUUCGAGAACUGCGGUACUUCAGUGUUCACCCGAGGGACUACGAAAUGGCUAGCCACAUCAUGCGCGUCGCUCAAGCCUCCUUCCGGUGCUUCGUGGUAGAUCUUUCAAGUCGGAUAUGCGUUCCUUCUAUCAUUGAGGAAGAGCUGAUUAGCAUCUCUUUUUCAACAGCAACGCCCGGAUUCAACAACUCCGCGACCUUCACACUCCCACCUUCCCUCCACUCUCUCAUCUUCGACAUCGACUUGACGCACACCGCCGAGGUCAAAACCACCCUCUCAAAGCGCCUAACGCACAUCACCAAAUGUCUAACUGAAUGGGACUUCAACGGUCUGCAAGAACUCGGAAUCCGCGUUCAGGAUCUCACCGACCUAUUGGAAUGGCCAAGGCUGAAGGAGAUGAUCGGGCUGCAAUUGGGAGGGUGGAUCAAGAGAGUUGGGGUGGAGGAAGCUAGAGACGGAGAGAAGGGCGACAUUGGGCUAUCUCCAGAAGCUUUUUACACCCCUCUCGAAGCUCGGGAUGCAAGUUAA
Coprinopsis cinerea okayama7#130 is the source of this 1482-nucleotide messenger RNA. RefSeq lists its product as hypothetical. The transcript has 4 exons. Lineage: Eukaryota; Fungi; Basidiomycota; Agaricomycetes; Agaricales; Psathyrellaceae. The record is from RefSeq and is a predicted model, not a curated record. Bases 1 to 1482 code for a protein of 493 amino acids.